AUGGCAUUAUCCACAUUGAGUCGAUUACAGCUAACGCCCGACAUGAACAUUUGUCGCACUUUAAAUGGACUCUGGCAAGUAAGUGGAGGCCAUGGACAUAUUGAUCGAACAGCUGCCAUAAAAGACAUGUUUCGUUAUGUGGAUGCCGGCUUGACUACAUGGGAUUUAGCAGAUAUUUAUGGUCCAGCAGAAGAUAUAAUGGGUGAAUUUAGACGUCAGCUACUCGCUAUUCGUGGUAAAGCAGCUCUAGAUAAUCUACAAAUCUUCACUAAAUGGGUGCCUCAGCCGACAAAAAUAACAAAAAAAUUGGUUGAAGAAAACAUCAACAAGUCUUUGACACGGAUGGGUGUAGAAUCCAUCGAUUUGCUUCAGUUUCAUUGGUGGGAUUAUCGCGACAAUAGUUACCUCGAUGCUUUGCGAUAUCUUUCGGAACUUCAGAAAGAAGGCAAAAUUAAGCACUUGGGUUUAACGAAUUUUGAUACUGAGCGUUUAAAAAUAAUUCACGAAGCUGGUAUUAAAAUUGUUUCUAAUCAAGUACAAUAUUCUAUAAUAGACCGUCGUCCAGAAGUACAUAUGAUACCAUUCUGUCAGCAAAAUAAUAUUAAGUUGCUAACGUACGGUACAGUCUGCGGUGGCUUGUUAUCAGAUAAGUACCUCGGCAAACCAGAACCACGAGCUGGAGAGUUAACAACUAUAAGUUUGAAAAAAUACAAGAAUAUGGUCGAUAAGUGGGGAGGAUGGCAAUUAUUUCAAGAAUUACUUACUGUUCUCAAACAAAUUGCAAAUAAGCAUAGUGUCAGCAUCGCUAAUGUCGCUGUGCGUUACAUAUUAGACAAGCCCACAGUUGGCGGUGUAAUUAUUGGUGCUAGACUAGGGUUAAGCGAACAUCUUCAAGACAACGCCAAAGUAUUUGAAUUCAAUCUUGAUGCCGACGAUAAUGAAAAGAUAGAUGCAAUAUCUCGAAAAUCACAAGAUUUGUAUCGGAUUAUUGGUGACUGUGGUGACGAAUAUCGAUAA
Molecule: messenger RNA, 1017 nt
Organism: Rotaria sp. Silwood1
Lineage: Eukaryota; Metazoa; Rotifera; Eurotatoria; Philodinida; Philodinidae
Source: the annotation of a GenBank genome assembly